Messenger RNA from Xenopus laevis (African clawed frog), 1347 nucleotides. RefSeq names its product vomeronasal type-2 receptor 26-like. Bases 1 to 1347 code for a protein of 448 amino acids. The transcript is spliced from 3 exons. NCBI's taxonomy places the organism in Eukaryota, Metazoa, Chordata, Amphibia, Anura, Pipidae. The record is from RefSeq and is a predicted model, not a curated record.
AUGACGGGCGUCCCCGCAAAGGGGGCGGCUGGCGUCCCUUCCUACACCCUCCCACUAGACCACCGGGACAGUGAGAACUGCAUCAGGUGCCCAGAAAUGGAAUGGUCCAAUAAGAACAGGACUAUCUGCAUUGCAAGAAUAGAAGUAUUUCUCUCAUACACAAAUUAUGUGAUUUCUGUGAUGUUUUCAUCAAUUUCAGUUCUAUUCUUUUUUCUAAGUCUUCUGAUUUCAGAAGUUUUUAUUUCACACCGGGACACCCCCAUAGUGAGAGCCAACAACAGGAGUCUGAGCUUCCUCCUCCUUGUCUCCAUCAAGCUGAGCUUCCUCAGUGUGUUUCUGUUCCUCGGUCGCCCUGUGGAUAUAACCUGCAGGCUGCGUAACAUCACUUUUGGAAUCACCUUCUCCAUAGCUGUCUCUUCUCUCCUAGCCAAGACUAUCAUGGUUUGUGUUGCCUUCAAAGCCACCAAGCCAGGGAGCUCAUGGAGAAAAUGGGUGGGAGUCAAACUGUCCAAUUCUGUCGUCUUGUUCUGCUCAUCCAUUCAAAUAAUAAUCUGCAUGACUUGGUUGGCCAUUUCUCCUCCCUUUCAGGAACUGGACCUUCACACUUACCCUGGAACCAUCAUCAUUCAGUGCAAUGAGGGCUCAGCUAUUGGCUUUUACUCAGUUAUUGGGUAUAUGGGGCUUCUGGCAGCUGUUAGUUUUGUUUUAGCAUUUUUAGCUCGGACAUUACCGGACAGUUUUAAUGAGGCCAAGUACAUCACUUUCAGCAUGUUGCUCUUCUGCAGUGUUUGGAUCACAAUGAUCCCGGCCUAUCUGAGCACCAAAGGCAAAAACACUGUGUGUUUACUUAUGUCAACGUAUUGGAUUGUUUUCAGUGUGUCUUCACCUAAGAAGAGGACUAGCAAAGAAAAGCACAGGAACUGUGUUGCAUGUGAAAAUACAGCCCAGAAGCAUUCUAGGUUGUGUGAACGCUGUUCUAGGAAAUUGGCAGGUGAUGCGGCAGCUGAUACGGCCGACAUCAUGAAAUGGAUUAAGGAAGCAGUAGAGGAAGGAGUUAAAGCUGCAACCAAAAGAUCUAGAAAUGAGAUGGAGGUGGAGCCCAGGACUGAUACAUGCAGUCGGCACAGUGUAGACAUUUCUGCUGCAAUGUCAGAUAUUUCAGAUGAGGAAAACUUCAGAGAAGAAUCUCAGGGAGACUCUUUUGAUAUUUGUUCAGUGGAGCCUUUGAUUAAGGCAGUUAGAGCGCAAUUGAAUAUGCCACAAACAACAGAGGCACAAGCUUCUACAUCAAACCCAUUUAAGUCACUUAGAGGGAGAGGGUUACAUUUCCCAUUCAUGAAUUUAUAA